This is a messenger RNA of Didymodactylos carnosus, 1452 nucleotides long. NCBI's taxonomy places the organism in Eukaryota, Metazoa, Rotifera, Eurotatoria, Philodinida, Philodinidae. The record is from the annotation of a GenBank genome assembly.
AUGGAGCCUGGGCCCGUUCAAAUUGUGUCAAUUACCGAGGAUCAUAAAUUUAUACUCGAUGAAAAAAAGUUAAAAGAGAUUUUGUAUCAUCACAAAGCACGAGAAAAAAAGGUAGCACUUGUAUCGAUAGCUGGCGAUUUUCGAAAAGGCAAAUCGUUUUUACUUGAUUUUUUCUUACGUUACUUACGAGCAAAAGAUGCAAAAGACUGGAUGGGUAAAGAAAAUGAACCAUUGAGAGGAUUUGAUUGGCGAGGUGGAGCAGCAAGACAUACAACAGGAAUGAUAAUGUGGAGUGAACCAUUUUUAAUGUCAAUGCCUGAUGGUGAAGAGGUUGCCGUACUAUUAAUGGAUACGCAAGGGACGUUUGAUUCGAAUUCAACAGUAUUUGUCAAUGCAUUUAUAUUUGCAUUGACAUUACUAGUUAGUAGUGUUACUGUCUAUAAUAUUAUGCAUAAUUUACAAGAAGACAAUUUACAACAUUUAUCAUUUUUUGCUGAAUAUGGAGUAUUAGCCAUUGAUGCGUAUCAAACAUCACCAUUUCAACAAUUAACAUUUUUAAUACGCGAUUGGCAAUUUGAAUAUGAAACACCUUAUGGUUUUGCCGGCGGAGAAACAGUUUUAUCGGAAAGAUUAAUUAUUCGUCCAAAUCAACAUCACGAUUUAGAAUUAGUUCGAUCACGUCUGAGACAGUGUUUUAGAAAAGUAAAUUGUUUUCUUAUGCCACAUCCAGGGUUAAAAGUAACAAAUAGACGAGAUUUUGAUGGAAAAUUAGAAGAUAUUGAACAAGAUUUUAAAGAUCAAUUAGACAAAUUUGUACCAGAUCUAUUUCGAUCUGACAAUGUCAAUUUUGUUAAAGAAAUAAAUGGAGAACAAAUAACUUCCACACAAUUAUUUGAAUAUUUUCGAACUUAUUGUGCCAUUUUUGCAUCGGGCGAUUUACCCUCACCUAAAGCCAUGCUAGAAGCAACUGCAGAAGCAAAUAAUUUGGCUGCUAAAGCUGUUUCCAAAGAAUUUUAUAUUCGUGCAAUGGAACAGCAUUGUGGUGGUGAUCGUCCAUAUAUUCAUCCAAGUCAAUUAGAAGCAUUACACAAUGAAGUACGACGACAAUCAUUAGAAAAAUUUCGUGUGGCAAGAAAAAUGGGUGGUGAACAAUUAUCGCAAACAUAUCAACAAGAUUUAGAUAAUGAAAUAUCAGAAUUAUAUGGAAAUUAUAAAAAACAUAAUGAUAGUAAAAAUGUAUUUGCUUUUAGUCGUACACCAACAACAUUUAUAUCAUGUAUGGUUAUAUCUUAUUUAAUUGCCGGUGUAUUAGAUGCUGUAUGGUUAGGUGGAUUAAAUUUUAUAUUUAUGUUCUCAUUCUGGGCUUUCCAACCAGUUUAUUCACGUUGUAUACAGUCAGCAAUGAAAUCUGUUUUGGGUCAAGCAACAGGUGGUCAUGCAAAGGCUAACUGA